AAAACGUAGUCAGCGCGUCCACCUGUAGUCCUCGCCUCUUCCACAAGUAUUCCUUCUUAACGGACUGAAACGUAUAGGCCUCCUAAAUUAAAUAAUCGCGAGUGAAUUUUUCGACAUACUCGAGAGUGCAGUUUACAAAGUCGCUUAUCAAGGAUACCACAAAGAGAGAGCUACUCAAGCUAAAAAACUAAACAAAUUCAAAAUGUUCAGAUUUCUUGCAUUGACCACACUGGUGGCCUUAGCUGCCGGCCAGAACUAUCAUCAGGACCCCAAGACGGCGGCCAUUAUCAGUGAGCAACGCUAUUUGUCGGGCGAUGGUAAAUUUGGCGCCGCUUACACACAAGAGGAUGGCAUUAACUUCAAAGAGGAGACCGAUGCCGAUGGCACGCGUCACGGCAGCUACAGUUAUGUUGAUCCCACGGGUCAGCGACGCACCAUUUCCUAUACGGCGGGCAAGAAUGGCUUCCAGGCCUCAGGAGAACAUUUGCCAGUAGCACCACCCGCACCACCACAGCCUGUGCCGACGGCCGCGGUGCCGCAGUCGCAGCCUGCCUAUCGUAGCAAUGACUAUGACGAUGGUUCCUAUGACCCACGCUAUAACGAUCCCUCGUUCAAUCAGCAGCAAUCAUAUCAGCAGCCCGCACCUCAGCCUCAAUACCGCCCCGCUCCAGUGCCCGUUCAGCCUAACUAUAAUCCCGCGCCCGCCUAUCAGCCUGCCCCACAGCCCGCUUACAAUCCGGCACCACAGCCACAAUAUCAGCCACAACAACAACCCUAUUAUCAGCCCCAACCUCAGCAACAGCCCUAUUAUCAGACCACCACGCCCAACCCGCACCGCUUCUCCCCACCUGGCAAGCUCUCGCUGAACCGCACGCCCGAUGGCUUCACUUACUCCUUCAACAAGGUUUAAGCGGCGGAGAGAGAAUCAUAUAGAUUGAGCUUGUUUCUAAUUUAAAGUUAUUUUCAUUUACUCGAAACCACCACCAAUCUUUAUCUUUCUUUCUUUCUCUCUUUAUUUCUUGCAACUAUAUUUCUCUGUUCUGUU
Molecule: messenger RNA, 1045 nt
Organism: Scaptodrosophila lebanonensis
Lineage: Eukaryota; Metazoa; Arthropoda; Insecta; Diptera; Drosophilidae
Gene: Cpr100A
Product: DNA translocase FtsK
Exons: 3
Coding region: 203-910 (235 amino acids)
Cellular component (GO): chitin-based extracellular matrix
Molecular function (GO): structural constituent of chitin-based larval cuticle
Source: RefSeq, a predicted model, not a curated record